UUUUACCUUAAAAAUAAGAGAGAGAAUGGUUUCCCGGUUUCAGUAUAAUAGUACUUUUCCUUUUGCUUUUUUCUUUCCCCAAUUGCAAGAGAGUUCGAUUCCAAACCGUUUUAGGGUUCUCUUAGGUCUGCUUAAAGUCUCCACCGUUAUAUAUAUACCUUCACUGUAGAGAGCGCUCCAUCUAUGUAUACACAUAUACAUACAAAGAGAGAGGAUUUUUAGGGUUCGUGCGUGAGGGAGAAGAUCGAUUUGAUCGAUCAAUGGCGGAGGAAAACACCAAAUCCAAAGGCACUGUGAGGUGGUUCAACGACCACAAGGGUUACGGAUUCAUCAAUCCGGAGGAUGGUAGCGACGAUCUCUUCGUUCAUCAAUCGGCGAUCAAAUCCGACGGCUUCCGUACCCUCAAAGUAGGUCAGUCCGUCGAGUUCUUGAUCGUUUUGGAGAACGGCCGCACCAAAGCCGUUGAAGUCACCGGUCCUAACGGAACUUCCGUUGAGCAGACCCGGAAAGAGGGUUACGGGGGAGGAAGAGGAGGCCGUGGGGGUGGUGGUGGUGGUGGUUACGGUGGAAGGGACGGCGGCAGGGACGGCGGUGGGUAUGGGUAUAAUGGCGGAUGGAGAGGCAGGGAAAGGGACGGUGGGGGCGGCAAUGUGUAUCGUGGUGGUGGCGCUGGUUCCGGUGCAUGCUAUAGCUGUGGAAGGACUGGGCACCUGGCCAGGGAUUGCCGUAGUAACAAUGGCGGCGGCGGCGGUAAUGGGGGAUGUUAUAACUGCGGUGAGCAUGGGCACUUAGCAAGGGACUGCCCUGGCGGCGGUGGUGGCAGAGGCAGUGGUGGUGGUGGUGGUGGUGGUGGUGGUUGUUAUACCUGUGGGGAGAUUGGGCACUUGGCAAGGGAUUGUUCCCAGGAAGGUAAAGCUGGCGGCGGCAGGGGUGGUGGUUUUGGGAGGUAUGGAGGCGGAGGCGGUGGCGAUAACGCUUGCUACAACUGUGGGAAGCAAGGCCAUUUUGCUAGAGAAUGCACUGAGCUUUCUCGAUCUCAAACAACAGAAUAUGAGUAAUCGGCUGUGAUCUCUAUUUCUUUUCCUCUGAUUUUUUUUUGCUCCUUUUUUUCAGUUGGUUUUUGGUGGGUUAUACAUACAUAGGAUGGUUUUUGAAAUAGUUCGUGUCUUGAUCCACUCUUUGCAAAGAACUUUCUGGCUAGUAUUCAUAUAUAGAUGGUGAUUUGGUUAUUGAUUUUGGAUUUCACUUUGAUUUGAGAUUAUUUUACAUUGAUAAAUCAAUUGUUCAUUAUGUGA
This is a messenger RNA of Cornus florida, 1295 nucleotides long. RefSeq names its product glycine-rich protein 2-like. The transcript has a single exon. Bases 261 to 1058 code for a protein of 265 amino acids. The record is from RefSeq and is a predicted model, not a curated record. Lineage: Eukaryota; Viridiplantae; Streptophyta; Magnoliopsida; Cornales; Cornaceae. Gene Ontology annotation, molecular function: zinc ion binding; nucleic acid binding.